CGGGCAUCGGGCUAAACGGGUACGGGUUCGGGUUUUUUGGGUAACGGGCUUCGGGCUCGGGUUUUAUGCCCAGUCCUAGUCUGCAGCCAGUAGCACGAGCACCGGAGCACGAGAUUGUUUUCUCCAAUGGCGGAGCCGCGGAGCAGUGGAGCAAGACCGAGCGGCCGGCCAACGCCCAAUGGGCCAAGCAGGAAGGAGAGGCAGGAGCCAGAGACGGAGGCCACCGCGGCCGCGGACGGACAAGCAGGCGGUCGGCCGGCCAGGUGAGGAGCGUGCUGCGGCGGCUGUGCUGCGCGUGCCUGUUGUUGGACUGAAUACCUAGGUUUUGCUCUUUACUGGGCCGAUUUAAGGUAUGGCGCGGGCCAUACUUGGCCAUAACGGGCCCUCCGCCCCUGUCCCUCCCUCCUCCAGUCCUCCGGAUCAGGCCGUCAACGAACGAGGACAGCAGUCAGCAGCACUCUCACAUCCAACGGCCCAGAUGGCGAGCAAACACAAACCCAACGAAUCAAAUUCGACUACUUGGGCCGUGUUGGGCAAUAAAAGCCCAACUUAUCAAACCAGAGCGAGCCCACCAAGCAGCCGCCUUCUUCCUUUGCGGAGGCGGAAACCCGAAAACCCUUCCUCUUCCGCCGACCUCUCGACAGCAUUAGACGCAGGCGCCGCCGACUGCCGUGGAGAGCGCGAGGUAGCUACGGGUGCUAGGGUUUGGCUCGAGAUGGGGAAGGCAAAGAGCAAGGGCCCUAAAUUCGCGGCGGUGAAGAAGAUUAUCACCAAGAAAACCAUCAAUAAGUACAAGGAGGAUGUGCUGAACCACAAGAAGAAGGACGCGGACAAGGAGAAACUCGGCCGGAAUGUGCCGCAGGUUUCGUCGGCGUUGUUCUUCAGCUACAACACAGCAUUGGGGCCGCCGUAUCGGGUGAUUGUGGAUACCAACUUCAUCAAUUUCUCGAUACAGAAUAAGCUGGAUUUGGAGAAGGGAAUGAUGGAUUGCCUUUAUGCAAAAUGUACCCCAUGUAUCACGGACUGUGUUAUGGCUGAGCUUGAAAAGCUGGGGCAGAAGUAUCGUGUGGCCUUGAGAAUUGCCAAGGACCCUAGGUUCCAAAGAUUAGCAUGCACACACAAGGGAACCUAUGCUGAUGACUGCAUUGUGGAGAGGGUCACUCAGCACAAAUGCUACAUAGUUGCUACUUGUGAUAGAGAUUUGAAAAGGAGGAUAAGAAAGGUUCCUGGUGUUCCAAUCAUGUACAUCACAAGACAUAGGUAUUCGAUAGAACGGCUCCCUGAGGCCACAAUUGGUGGAGCACCAAGAAUCUGAUCGGUGCAGACAUGAGAUGUUCUGGGAUGUAAUACUAUGGCGGUACUUGUCCAUCUGACCAAGUCACUAUUUCAUGUUUCAGUCCACGACAAGGACUAGGAUAAGAACGCUGCUUUCUAGGUUGAGCUUACUGUAACUACUAAGAAAUUUUUAUUAUGUACCAACCUUAUCAUUUCUACAAUGUUGCGGGAUGUCUGAAGUAAUUCUUUGUUAAAAGAUCGGGUAUCCUGCUCCCUUUUGCUUCUCAA
Messenger RNA from Zea mays, 1563 nucleotides. Its product is annotated as rRNA-processing protein FCF1 homolog. Lineage: Eukaryota; Viridiplantae; Streptophyta; Magnoliopsida; Poales; Poaceae. The transcript is spliced from 9 exons. Bases 353 to 1315 code for a protein of 320 amino acids. The record is from RefSeq and is a predicted model, not a curated record. Gene Ontology annotation, cellular component: small-subunit processome.